CGUAGCUACAAAAAUACACGAUACGCUAAAUAAACAUUUUCCUCGAACUCUAUUACAAGUAUUUUACAAGUGUAUAAGGUGUUUAAGAGUGUAGUGACUAUUUUGUGGCCUUAUGGUGGAAUUUUCAACGAGCAUGUCGCUGGUACCACCGGGAGGUGCGGAUUCGCCGAGUCCACGGCGAGCCGUCAGUCCUCUCCUCGAAUCCCGUAGACCUCACUGCACCUUGGCAUGUGACUAUUGCGCGGCCAUCUUGGAAGACAAAUUUAGACGUAGUGCAGACAUGCGAAAUCGGGGUACAUCACCGCUGUCAGUGUCACCGCGCCAGUCUCUCACAGGAGAACCACCUUGGACAUUGCCAGAUGAUGACCGACCAGACUUCUCAGCUCUAAAGGAAAACAUACAUAGGAUCAACAAGGACUGCGAAACAUCAACUCGACUGGACAUGUUACUGACACAAGUUGAACAGUACGCAAACAAUUUGGAGGCUCUUGUAGAGGAACGGACGUCAGAUUAUUUGGAAGAAAAAAGAAAAUGCGAGGAGUUAUUAUACCAGCUAUUGCCUAAAUCCGUGGCCUCACAACUAAUAAUGGGUCAGCCCGUCAUGGCAGAGACUUAUGACCAAGUUACAAUCUACUUCAGCGAUAUCAUCGGCUUCACCCAGCUCUCAGCUGAAUCCACACCUCUUGAGGUUGUGGACUUGCUCAACGACCUGUAUACAAGUUUUGAUUCGAUUAUUGAAAACUUCGACGUUUAUAAGGUGGAGACAAUUGGUGACGCAUACAUGGUAGUAUCUGGUCUACCAAUGCGCAAUGGCAACCGUCACGCCGCUGAAAUAGCGCGAAUGUCUCUUGCACUUCUUCGAGCAGUACGUGUGAAGACUGUACCCCACAGGCCCGGAGAGCGAUUACUCCUAAGGAUUGGAAUGCAUUCAGGUCCAGUGGUAGCUGGAGUGGUUGGUUUGAAGAUGCCACGAUACUGUUUGUUUGGGGAUACAGUGAAUACGGCAUCGAGAAUGGAGUCGCAUGGAGAAGCACUCAAAAUUCACGUUAGCCCGAAAACUAAAGAAGUUCUUGACCUUUACGAUUGCUUUGAUCUGGAGUGCCGAGGGGAGAUUACAAUGAAGGGAAAAGGGAAAAUGACCACAUAUUGGUUGCUAGGUGAUAAAUCGGGACCGAAUGAAAGCAAAAGGGCAAGUGUGAUCAAUACCGUUGAAAACACAAUAACAAAUAACCCAAGCAUUACAUUCCAAGGACCCGAUAGCCCAGCUUCACAUUCAUUGACACACAGUCAAAGUCCUGAAAGAAAUGGCACUAAAGACAACGCUAAUAACAAACCACUUGAAUUACUAACAGAAAGGGAACGCAUAAAACAUGAAAUAGCGACAUUUGUAGCUAAGGACCUCAUCAACAACAUAGAUAAUGCUGUCAGAGAAUUUAGAUUAUCACAAAGCGCAACGAUGGCUUCACUAAACAGUAAUAGCAAUAACAAACCACUUUGUAAUGGUAAAGAUGGCAAGAAAAAGGGCCUAAUUACCCCUACUUAUGACAAAGAGCUUGUAAUUAAUAAAGGAAAAGUGCGAGACGUUGUAAACCGAUUCAACAGUACUAUGAAUAACUCCAAUGAAGUUGCUAAGAAUAACAAAGGGGACACGUGUAAAAAGUGA
Messenger RNA from Pararge aegeria (speckled wood butterfly), 1663 nucleotides. Its product is annotated as atrial natriuretic peptide receptor 2-like. Lineage: Eukaryota; Metazoa; Arthropoda; Insecta; Lepidoptera; Nymphalidae. The record is from RefSeq and is a predicted model, not a curated record. Gene Ontology annotation, molecular function: peptide receptor activity; guanylate cyclase activity. The coding region runs from base 113 to 1663 and encodes 516 amino acids. Gene Ontology annotation, biological process: intracellular signal transduction; receptor guanylyl cyclase signaling pathway; cGMP biosynthetic process. The transcript has 8 exons.